GGGAAAUGGCGGGGGCGACGGGAAGCAGGAGUCGCCGCGCGCCGGGCUCUCCCGCUGCUGCCUCUUGGGGCGCGGCGGCGCUGCCCGCGCCCGUUACCAAGCGACCGAGGCAAACGGCCCGCCGCGGCCCCGCGCCGCCAUGGCCGGGCAGCUGCGGCCCGUGUACGAGGGGAAGUUCACCGACAGGUUUCCCCAGCUCCCGGCCGCUGGAAAGUUGGUUCCGACUGGCGAUACGGCUGCAAGUUGCCUCACUGAGGUUUUACCCAGGCCAAUUACUCCAAAUAUUGUGAGAAAAUUUCGAAAUACAACAAAUCCAGCUCCUGGUGUGGAAAGAAUAUUCUAUGGCAGAGCAGAUGAUCCAGAUAUUGCAACUCACUUGACACAUGGUAUUGGUUCACGUUCUUCUCUUGCUGCAGCCUUGCUAAUAAAUCCACUUCCUAAAACUAAUUUUCAACAAAAAAUACAAGACAAAAAAGAAGCAGUCUACUUCAGUAAUCGUUGGGCAGCCUUGGGCAGAUCACAUGAUCAAACUCCUAUGUUACCCAUGGGCUUGGAUAUAUCUAAUACCACGUUUGGAAGAACAGUCGUCCGAGAUGUGUCAGGUGGAGAACUUAUAAAUCCACCAAAAACUUUUGAGGAAGUGGAUAAAGAAGCCAGAGAAGGACAUGAUCUGUACAUCAUGUCACACAAUGAUUAUUAUGUUGGGGAAGCAAUAAACAGAAAAUAUGACUCACCAAAUUUCAAUAGGUCAUGUGUUUUUGGAAAAGAACCCCCUCACUUUGAAGAUGGACGAAAUGUAUCCAGAUCCUUAAAUUGGCUCUUGGAUCUACAGUCAAAGAAGGCAUCAAAAAUUGUAUCCAAACGAAGUGAUGAUUUCAAGGAAAAGUUUCAACCUCAGCUUGGAAAAGUCCUUGAUCCUAUAGCAGAAACUAUGAAUGUUUCCCCAGGCCAUACAUUUGGAAUGUUACUCCAUCCAGAUGAAUAUGGAGUUGGUGAUCUUCUUCACUGUAGGGUUCCUAGUGAAUUCCUCCGUGGUAAAGACCAAGAGAGAGCUGUUCUUACUGCAGUUCGGCAAAAUUUGAAGAAAGCUAACUACCACAAUUUUGACACAUUACUAGAAGCAUUCAGGCAUUAUGAUAAGAAUGGUGAUGGGAUGAUAGACAAAGAUGACCUGAGGAAGUCCUGUUUUCAGCUUAAUCUGAAUAUAGAUGCUGAGCUCCUGGAUGCCUUGUUUGACUAUUGUGAUUUGGAUAAAGAUGGUCUGAUUAACUAUUUGGAAUUUGCAAACUUCCUGAACUGGAAAGAUAAAAUGGCUGUUAAAGAGUUUGAAGAAAAAAUAAUUACAAAAGGGAUAAAACCAGAUACUUCUGCACCUGCUCUGCCUGAAGACAAAAAGACAGAUGAUGAACCACUGUUGAAGCAGGAAGAUCUUGUGUUAAAAGAACCAGGAAGCUCAGAAAAGACACCAAAAACACUUACAAGACCAACAGAUCACGUGUUUGCAGAUUAUCAGACAACUUCAUCUCAGUAUAAUGCUGUAGCAGGUAGUCUCCCAACAGCCUAUUAUCCAGUGUGUGGUGUUCCAACCAUUCGUUCAGAUAUUCCUGCUCCUCGAAUUCGCCGCAUUAGUGACAGAGCUAAUUAUGGUGAUGAAGGCAAUGCUUAUGCAUUAUUGUGUCCUUCUGUCUUCAGUCAAAAAGGAGUAUAUGAAAGAGACUUUUUCAAAACAAGACCAAAGGCAGAGAUUGAGCAAAUUCUCCACAAAAUUGGUAUGAACAUUUCGGAUGAAAACUUUGAAGAGAUAUGGAAGCAAGCCUGGAGGAAACAUCAGAGGGGAGAGAUUUGUGUAGAAAGCAUCAGGAAUGUAUUGGAUGAGAUACAUGCAUCACACAAAAAGCAGUAGCUAAUGCUAGUUUUGGGGCAUUGCGCUUCUUUACACUAACAUCAGUUGUAUUUCUGGUGCUGAAUGCAAUAAAUAUUUUAAAUAUGUUGUAUUUACAAAAUUGGAAUUCACUAUUUAUCAUCUUUCUCAACAGUGGGUUGACUACAAAUAUAUAUGAAUCUGUUUCUACUACCACUGAAGUUGGUAGGAACUGAUGCCCAUAGGAAUAAAAGAGGAUACAGUAUGUUAGUAAAUGGAAUCCAACUAUUUCAUAUUAUUUAUUGUUUUUACAGUAUUUCUAAGUCUGAAUCAUUAUAUUUUGAGCAUGGACACUUUUUAAAUUUUGGAAUUCAGUUUUUUCUCUUAAAACCAAGAGGACAUUUCUGAAAGUACUUAAAAUAAAUGUUAGUCAUGCAAGACGUCUUAAAGGUUAUUAUUAUAGAGUGGUGCCUGGCUUUGCUUUUAAUGUUCCAGAAUUCUUCACCAACAAAUGGUAGCUAACAGAGAUCUGGUUAUGAUAAGUUAUUUGAUAUUUUUAAAGGUCUGUGACAACAUGCUUUACAAUAGGAUACUAGGGAAACUACGUAGUCAUGGAUAUGGGAUCUAAAGUGGUGUUGUGAAAUAGACUCUGUAAGAAUCAAUCCAUUAAAAGGUGCAAAAAUAAAUGCCCAAUUUUAUGGCAGAGUGUUCAGAUACUGUAUGGCACCUUACGGCUUUUAGGUAGAGUUACUGAACACUCAUAAUUGAGAAAAAAGAAUGAAUAUUUAGAGGCACGUGACACAUUAGAUAAAAUCUUAGGCUAGAUAAAGUCAGAAAAGUUUUGGAGGGCUUUCAGAGAGCUGACUGUUCACCAGUGACCAAUACAAUUUUUUGGAGGAAUGAUGUUCAUAGACAAGGAAGAUUUGAACAUCAUUACAGAAAUCUCAAUGCAUAUAUGAAGUAAAAUAAUAAUAAAUAUUGGAAA
Dromaius novaehollandiae (emu) is the source of this 2846-nucleotide messenger RNA. RefSeq names its product EF-hand domain family member B (gene EFHB). Bases 140 to 1903 code for a protein of 587 amino acids. Lineage: Eukaryota; Metazoa; Chordata; Aves; Casuariiformes; Dromaiidae. The transcript is spliced from 13 exons. Gene Ontology annotation, molecular function: calcium ion binding. The record is from RefSeq and is a predicted model, not a curated record.